Messenger RNA from Olea europaea var. sylvestris, 1431 nucleotides. RefSeq names its product casein kinase 1-like protein 11. Gene Ontology annotation, biological process: peptidyl-serine phosphorylation; signal transduction; endocytosis. The coding region runs from base 393 to 1157 and encodes 254 amino acids. Gene Ontology annotation, molecular function: protein serine/threonine kinase activity. NCBI's taxonomy places the organism in Eukaryota, Viridiplantae, Streptophyta, Magnoliopsida, Lamiales, Oleaceae. The record is from RefSeq and is a predicted model, not a curated record. Gene Ontology annotation, cellular component: nucleus; cytoplasm. The transcript is spliced from 9 exons.
CAUUUUUUCCUUAUUCUUUUGAGUGAAUAAAGGAAAUUUUCCAUGCUAUUAAAUGGUAAAACUUCCAUAUGCAUUUACUUUUUGUUGAGUGUGAAUGACAAAUUGUUAAUUACAAUAAUUGAUGCAAUAGGUAAAUGCAUUAACUUGUCACACCUAAUUACUUUGUGGAUGAUGGUGGUAUAUGUUUCCAUGACAAUUCGUCGUAGUAAUUGCAGGUUUACAUCAUCGACUUUGGUCUUGCCAAAAAAUAUAGGGAUCUGCAGACUCAUAAGCACAUACCCUACAGGGAAAACAAGAAUCUCACCGGUACUGCUCGCUAUGCCAGUGUCAAUACACACCUUGGAGUUGAACAAAGCCGGAGGGAUGAUUUGGAAUCUCUUGGUUAUGUCCUCAUGUAUUUUCUGAGAGGAAGCCUUCCCUGGCAGGGACUGAAAGCUGGCACCAAAAAGCAGAAAUAUGACAAGAUUAGUGAAAAGAAGAUGUUAACUUCUAUAGAGGUGCUAUGCAAAUCAUAUCCAUCUGAGUUCAUAUCAUAUUUUCAUUACUGCCGAUCAUUAAGAUUUGAGGACAAGCCGGAUUAUUCUUAUUUGAAGAGACUUUUCAGAGACUUAUUUAUUCGAGAAGGUUACCAGUUUGAUUAUGUUUUUGAUUGGACAAUACUGAAGUAUCCUCAGAUUGGUACCAGUUCUAAAGCAAGAAAUCCCAGUGGCAAUGCAGGGGCUGGAACAUCUGUUGAAAGACCAUUAAAAACAUCAGUGGGGCAAGAUAUUCGAGAUAGAUUCUCAGGAGCUGUUGAAGCUUUUUCGAGAAGGAAUCCUGCAGGUUCAGGGCGUCAUGGUGAACAUUCAAGGCACAGGGCAUCAGAAGAUGCACCUUCAUCCAAGGACGUGCAACUCGAUUCGGAGAGAGGCCGAACUUCUAGAAAUGACAGCACUUCAAAGAGAGCAGCAAUUUCGAGCAGCAGACCUAGCUCUUCUGCUGGACCCACCGACAGCCACUCAAGUAGAUUGGUGUCGAGCAGUGGCCGUGUCUCUACAACACACAGAGUUCAUCCCGGCAUUGAACCUAAAUCUUCAGCUUUCUCUCGUACUGCAGUUACUAAAGGUGCUCACAGCGAUCCUCUUCGAAGCUUCGACUUCCUCUCGAUCCGGAAGUAAGUGAUGGUUUUCGUGAAACGUUAAAUGCCAAGGGAAGGAAAUCGUUCAUCUACAUAAAUAGUAAAUGUGGCAUUGUGUCAUGUCCAGUUUUUGCUUAGAGCUACUUGUUCCUGUUGCAAGUUGUAAUGCAUAAUUCUCAUUCAAGGAAGUUUGAGUUUUAUGUGCUGUAAUUUCUAUAAUUUUAGCUUGCAAGGUUUGGUUGUAAAGAAUGUUUGUUUAUAUGUGCAGCCCUCCAUGCUUAUCUAAUUUAGGGCACUAAAGACCCCGUAUUCAA